AUGGAGGAAGCGAAAGCGGCGGCGUACUACGACGAGCUCAACCGCAAGGGCGAGGGCGCCCGCCGCUUCAAGCAGGGGCUUGGCUUCUCCUCCUCCUCAUCCGAUGCCGCCGCCUUCCCUUCCAAGCCCACCGCCUCCUCCUUCCUAUCCAGCUUCGUUCGCGCUGGCGCAGCCCCUGCCGCCGCCCAACUCCCUAAUCUCUCUAAACAGCCGCCGCCGCAUUCCAGGCCCCCAUCCAGUCCGCGCCGUCGCUCCAGUUCACCGCCUCUUUCGCCUCCCAGGAUCCGCUCCAGGUCCAGGUCCAGGUCCCCCUCUCGCUCCAGCCGGCGCCGAUCGAGGUCGAGGUCCCGGUCGAGGGAGCGCAGGCGUCGCUCCAGGUCUAGGGAGAGGGACCGCAGGGCAUCCCGUAGGCGCUCUAGGUCGCAGGGGUCGAGAUCGCCUUCUCGCCGGAGCGGCAGGAGCUCGCCCUCGGAAGGCCGGUGGGAACGGCAUGGGGAUCGGUGGCGGCGGCACGACGACGGCCAUCAGAGCUCUAAGGGUCGCGGUGAUAGGGACGGAGGCAAAAUGGACUACUCGCGGCUCAUAGAAGGAUAUGAUAAAAUGACUCCAGCUGAGAGAGUUAAAGCAAAGAUGAAGCUUCAGCUUUCAGAGACAGCUGCAAAAGAUUCCACUCUUGGAACUGCAACUGUGGGGUGGGAAAGAUUUCAAUUUAAUAAGGAUGCUCCACUUGAUGAAGAUAAUGAUGAUGUUGAAGUUGCUAAUGAUGAUGCUUCACUGGUGAAGAAUAUUGGAAAGAGCUUCUGGCUUUCUGCUGUGGAGUCAAAGCAUGAAGAUAAAGUCAGAGAUGCGCAUGAUGAGGCUAUAUUUGGUGUACCUACAAUUUCAUUUGUUGAUACUGAAACUGGUGGGGACGAGCUUCAAACCAAUCAUGAAGAUGGGAAAGUUGAAGAUAUAGAAGCUGAUGAACCUAGCAGCUCCCUCAUCAGCGACAAAGUUCUGGCCAUGCAAAAAGGUUCCUGGAGAGAUCGGGCUCAGAAGUUGCGGCAGGAUUCGAAUACAUGA
Molecule: messenger RNA, 1062 nt
Organism: Miscanthus lutarioriparius
Lineage: Eukaryota; Viridiplantae; Streptophyta; Magnoliopsida; Poales; Poaceae
Source: the annotation of a GenBank genome assembly